Molecule: messenger RNA, 386 nt
Organism: Paramecium octaurelia
Lineage: Eukaryota; Ciliophora; Oligohymenophorea; Peniculida; Parameciidae
Source: the annotation of a GenBank genome assembly
AUGAGUUCUAAACUUUAGUGCUUAAUUAUAGGAUUUUCAUUUGGAGUGUUAUCCACUACAUAUUAUUUAGGAAAUUAAAGCAAAGAGAAACUUGUACUUAAAGCAAAAGAGUUAAAACAAAAGGGAAUAGAAUAGGUACCUUUAGAAUUCAAUUAGAUUCAUGAUAUUAAAAGUGAUUUGAAUGAAAUGAAUGCUAAAGAGUUUUUGAUAGAGAAGAAGGAACAACUAUUAGAAAAAGGUAAAGACAGGUAUAUUUAUUCAAUGAAUAGCGAAGUUAAGAAUUUGCCCAAAAAAAAUGGAAAGAUAUUGAAGAGAAGGCUAAAAAAACUAAAUAACAAAUGGGAAAGGAGAUCGAAAAAAUAAAAGAGAAAUUCAAAUAAGAUUGA